Messenger RNA from Durio zibethinus, 1323 nucleotides. Its product is annotated as L-ascorbate peroxidase, cytosolic-like. NCBI's taxonomy places the organism in Eukaryota, Viridiplantae, Streptophyta, Magnoliopsida, Malvales, Malvaceae. Gene Ontology annotation, cellular component: chloroplast. Gene Ontology annotation, molecular function: heme binding; peroxidase activity. Gene Ontology annotation, biological process: cellular response to oxidative stress; hydrogen peroxide catabolic process; response to reactive oxygen species. The record is from RefSeq and is a predicted model, not a curated record.
AAAUCUUAACUACGUUUUUUCCUCCCAAAAAGAAACGCAAUUUUUUUUCUUCAAUCUGCCCACCAACCCCACAUGCACAGCCGUACAUCAGAAAAUUUCAGCCCAGAUCAAAGCCGUCCAUUCCCAAAACAAACACCAAUCACAAGAUCUCAAAUAAUCCAACGGCUAAUAAUAGUCUUCUAGAACCUUCCCUCUCUUCAUUCUCCGUUAUAUCUGCCCCCAUCAUCAAGAGUGCUUGUGCUCAGCUCGUGUCAAUCGCGUGGUGUGUAGGGUUUUUAUUCUCAUUUAACUGAAGUCGACAAAAGUACUGCACUCAGAAAGAAAUCAGAGAAAAUGACGAAGUGUUACCCCACUGUGAGCGAGGAAUACAAGAAGGCCGUUGAAAAGGCUAAGAGGAAGCUCAGAGCUCUCAUCGCUGAGAAGAACUGUGCUCCAAUCAUGCUCCGUUUAGCGUGGCAUUCAGCUGGAACUUUUGAUGUUAAGACCAAGACCGGAGGUCCAUUCGGAACCAUGAAGCAUCCUGAGGAGCUCGCACAUGGUGCUAACAACGGUCUAGAUAUUGCCGUCAGGCUUCUCGAGCCGAUCAAGGAGCAGUUUCCUAUCCUCUCGUACGCUGACUUUUAUCAGCUUGCUGGUGUCGUCGCUGUUGAGGUCACAGGUGGACCUGAAAUUCCCUUCCAUCCCGGAAGAGAGGACAAACCUCACCCACCACCUGAGGGCCGUCUUCCUGAUGCUACCAAGGGUGCUGAUCACUUGAGGCAGGUCUUUGGUAAUCAAAUGGGUCUUAGCGACCAGGACAUUGUUGCUCUUUCUGGUGGCCACACCCUGGGACGGUGCCACAAAGAGAGGUCUGGAUUUGAGGGACCAUGGACUACUAACCCUCUUAUCUUUGACAACUCUUACUUUAAGGAGCUUUUGUCUGGAGAGAAGGAAAACCUUCUUCAGCUGCCAACUGACAAAGUUCUCCUUUCUGACCCAGUUUUCCGUCCAUUGGUUGAUAAAUACGUAGCUGAUGAGGACGCCUUCUUUGCUGAUUACACUGAAGCUCACCUGAAGCUCUCUGAGCUAGGAUUUGCUGAUGCGUAAGCUGGUGGUUGCAAAACAGGAUGAAGCCAACAACAUUUGCCUCCACAAAUGUAUUGGGUUUAUAAUGUCUCAAAAGUUAAUAGGCAAUUGUUGCUUGAAGAAUUUUGGAGGUUUCAUGGUUUUAUUUUGUUGAACUGAAUUUGGGAAGUUUGGUUGGUUAUUCACGUACUUAGCUUUCAAGUUUGCUUUCUUGGGGAAUGAUUCAUAAAUGAUUGGUUAUUGGCUUAAUGCUGGAUC